UUUUAUGUAGCGUGGACGUUAAAUCUAUUUUAGCAGAUUGAGUCAAAAUAUGUCUGUGGUGUAUAGUAGAACUGAAUUCAGUCACCUUAUUUGACUACAGUGUCCAUUUGAAUAUAAUGGGUGCUCGUGAGCCAACGGCAAGGUUGUGACAGUACAUACAAGUACCAGGUUGCGGUGAACAGUCGGGUAGUCAAACGGUGCUGCACGUUUCACACAAGAUGAAUACUGGACAGUAAAGAGUGAUGUUUAUUGACCUGAACACACCGAAUAUGGAGGAGCCGGCUGACCAUGUCAGUGGCAUUCUUCCGUUUGUGGGAAGACGUAAGGUGUUGGAAGACAUCAAGACUGGGCUAUCGAACGAAACCAGACUGGCUCAGCUGUUCGGUCAGCCAAUGGUGGGUAAGGCACGCACUGCUAAACAGGUUCAGCUCGAACUAGCGAAAGAAUUCGAGGGAAAUGGAAGACACGUGAUGUCAGUGGAAAUGUGUUGCCGUGAUAUCUCCGAUUGGACAGAUCUUCUCACUGAUUUUCAAAACGCAUUAGGGUGGAACGACAUUGCUUGUAAAGAGACUGCAAUUUUUACAAAGCUCAAAAAUGUUAUGAGGAAUAAACCAUCUCAUAUUUUCUUAUUCCUAUUUCUAAAAUGUGAGAAGCUGGGAAACGAAAAGUCUUCUCUAGCUGAAAAAUUCGACAUUCUUAUCACGAAAUUAAUUGAACUUUCGAAAAACGUGUUUGUCAUAGUGACGACACAGAAAGUAUUUUCUUUUAAAGGAGUGAAGCAUAUUAUAACAAAUGUUCUGCCCAUGACGCGAGAAGAAUCAAAUCAUCUCUUCAAAAGAUGCUUCAGUGACGUCGAUGUUGAGCCAUUUCUUCCAGCAGUGGACACACAUGGUUUAGGCCUUCCUUCAUUGAUAAUGGAAGCUGCCAGUCAGUUGAAAUUGCACAUGCCAGAAAUCCCGGAUAUCACAUUAGAAGACUUUGAGGACAUCUUUCAGCUUUGCAAGGAAACCCUGCUCGAUCACCCCAGCAAUUUGGAGGUGUUUGACGGUCUAAAUGAAUGUACUAAGAGUAUUUUAAUUGACUUGUCGAUAUUUCAAGGAUCGUUUGGAGUCACGCAGUUGGAAACUGUAUUUAACAAACGUCCUUCGCAGGUCAAGGCUAUAAUUGUGAAACUUGAACAGUGUUCUCAGCUUGUGCAGGACAAAAACAAAAAUCGUAUGCGCAUCCACCCAGCCGUUGAAAAUUACAUUAGGAAUUCACUUCCUGGCCACAUCACAUACAACGACACAGUUCGACUGAGAUUUGUGAAGCUGUUUGGCCAAGUGCUGAAGAAAGUAGACUCGGAAAUUACGGUGCGACCCGAACAACAUAUUUACCAACAUCUCCAUCCUGACUGGUUAAAUUUCCAACAGCUUCUUAAGGAAGCCAUUCAUUGUACCCAAGAUACAUAUAAACCGUUCCUGCAAGUGGCCAAUGAAGCUGAAACAGUUUUAAUCAAAUUCUUUCCGGAAGAAGCUUUGAAUUUCUACACGUCAAUGGUAAAUGCGUCUGAAAAGUUUGGCAAUGAUCUGGAGCAAGCUAAACAAAAGUGGUUGCUAGGCAGAGCAAAGACUCGAGGCAAAGGGACAGAAUACGAUGGCGCUAUGGGUUUGUUCAAAGAGGCGCUGCCCGCCAUUGUCAGCAGUGACGACUACUAUGCGCAUGUCUCACUUCUGGCAGACAUGGCAUACAACUACUACAAGCAAGGCGAUUACAGAACCGCGUUAGGAUUUUUCGAGGAAGCUCUACAGGAGGCUGGAAGACAUGAAUCCAGUGACAGACUUCUGAAUAAAGUGUUGUCAAUCCGCUGUGACACGGCAAUACAGCUCAUCUUCUUGAAUGAACCUGACAGCGCAGAACACAUUCUGGUGGAAACCAUGAAAGUAAUAACUGUCGUCGCCCCGUACCACCCCGCCAUUCCAAUCAUGAUCAACAGUCUAGGACUGAUUUGUGAGCGAGCUCGCCAUGACAAUGAAAAUGCUUUACGAAACUACUCUUCAUCCCUGCAUGAGCGCCGGAAGUACGCUACAUUGGCUCCAGCUGACCUUGUUGUGCCUCUGAACAACGUCGCUAUGCAGUACUCAAGGCGAGGCAACCAUGAUCAUGCCUUAAAACUGCUGGAUGAAGCGUUCUCCAUUCGUAAGAAGCUGGGGUGGAAGGACUUUCACACAGGCUUGACGUGUUUGCACAUGGGAUGUGUUCAAAUGGCACUGUUGCAUUUCGAAGAAGCCGUUGAAUACACCAAACUUUCUUUGGAGAUCUUUCGAACCUGCACGAAGAACCACCAUGUUCAAGUUAUGGUACUGUCAGCCAUGGCGCAUUGCCUUGCAGGUCUCGAGAAGUGGCAUGAUAGUGCAGAUUGUCUGAAGGAAGCUGUAGCAGUAUCAGAGAAAUACCAAAAGAAGUGUCCAUCUGAUGAAACCAUUCAACUUGUACGGAAACAUCUAUAUGUGGCGUUACGGGGCCAUCAACAAGGAUUAAGAUCUUUCUUUGAGUCGAGAAAAUCCGAAAUACACAGACAACUUUCGCUGUGUAGAGACCGACACGAGAACAUGUAUUUCAAAUGGCAAAGAGAGUUAGUUGAGUUAUGUAAAACUGAAAGCACAUUCUUUACCAACGAGAUUGGUUCUAACAAAGAUGCAAGUGAAUUAUUAAGUGAAUGUGUAUACUGUUCGUCAAUGAGGAACUCUGGGUUCGAUGCUUUUGGAAUGUGGAACAAAGUGGAAAGAGAAGUGACAAGACGCGCAGCCGUUUUUCAGCAACUCGUUCAGUCACCUGGUCCAACUGAAGCAAUGGGGAUAACAAAUGGAAUUGGAAGAAUGACCGAAGUGGUUAGCGGUGUGAUGCUUCAAGCCAAUCCACAUCGUCGUGAUAUGCUUGUCACAAAUCAGCAAGCAUCCACUGGUGGCAAAGACGUGAACCAAUCAUAUCUUCAUAACAAUCAAACAAAUACUAUGCAUAAAAUAUAUGCAGAUCCCAAAGCACAACUGUCGUGUACUGAUCAAAAUCAUUCAUAUUGUCCAAGAAGUGGACAUUGUGCUGCCUGGCAGUGUGUGGCAACAAAUGAAACUAUAAACAAUGUAAAUACCCCAAAUGCACAGACAUGUGCAGAAAUACAAAAUGCCAAUGUGUACCCACACGCAGACAAAAGUGUACAUGAUGAAAUGCCCUGUAUCAAAGAACAUCCAAAAAAUAAUGAUACAAUGAUUCGUCAUGAUGGCAAACACGUUUAUGAAAACUCAUCUCAAGAGAACGUUAGUCAUGUAGACUUAAGUAAGUCUAGUGAUUGUUUAGGGCUUCACACUGAAAACACAUCUGAUACAAGCAUCUUGAAUAAGCAGUUUUCACAAGAAAGUAAAGGUCUUGGAAUUAGGUUGACAUUGUUAUCACAAGGUGUCUCAAAUAAACCUAAUUCUAUAACGGAGAGGGGUGUUUCAUGCCGUACUGCUGAUCAAAAAGACAAAUAUUUUAAGGAAGACUUAGAUAUGAACACGGUUGGUGAGCCUGCCAACCCUGCUGUAACAGAACCAGACAACAAUGCACCUUGUCAACACAAGGAAAAGAUGAACAGCGGCAAUCCUGUUUUCAGUUCAGACACCAACAGACAAAAAGACAAACCUCAAGACAGAACAGUGCCUAACGCAAAUAGAUGUGCCAUUUGGCCCCCUAACCAUCCACGUUACGUCACCGAGUCCCAGUCGAUUGUAGCGUCUCUUGCAGUUGGCCAUAUUUUGGACAAUAACCUCGAAGGGAUAGAUCUGGAGAACAGAAACACGUCAGGGAAUUCAGUGUUCUUGGGUACGUCAGAAUCCAAUUUAAAUCAGUUUCCUGGUCGUUAUGACAAUUUUCCCCGCCAUGAACCAACACAUAAAAACACGGUACAACUUGUUUCUGCAAACAUGGAAAUGCAAGGUUAUUCGUUGGGAUCCGUGCAUUCUGGAUCUUCGGUUUAUGCAGACUGCGAACCAGGUGAAAUACUUUCACCUCCUCUGAUGAAAUCAAACCAAGUUGAUAUACAAAUCCCCAUCAAUACACGGAUAUCAGUUGGAUCAAGAUAUGAGUGGGGAUGUGUGACUAGAGAGCCCAUGGAAAAUGACGACAGAGAUAAAUAAAAUUAACCAUGUGUCAAUCCUUACUAAUUUAUGCAUCAGCACUACCAAAGAGCUGUAAAUCACACUGACAAAAUAAGAAAAUCAACAUGUAUGAUGUUAUGAUUUUUAAAUCUUUUAAAUUAAUUUCUGAUCCGUUCAUCACCAAAAUAGUACUGCACUGGUAAAGAUGUCAGCAAUAUGUAUAUAAUUGCAAAUAUAACAAUAUUGCAAAAUGAAUUUUUUUUUUUUUUACAUUAGUUAAUUUACUAAUGAAUGAUUAUUUUUUAUAUUAGUUAAUUUACUUCGUUUUCUAUUUAUUGUAACCUAAAUGUCUUUAAGCUAGUGUAUUAGUCAUGCAUUCAACUCACGUUAGAAUGGAUUUAAGAUGAUUCAAGAUGUCCAUGAAGUGUGUACAUAAUUUGCUUAAUUAAUGGGAUCUGUCGUGAGCAUAAGUCCAUUGGUUUCAGCGACAAAUACAAAAUGUAUGUACACAAUAAGAAGAUAUUGAGUGGUAUAAUUUAUUGAACGUCGAAGACACUUCUGUGACAGAAUGAUAUGAACGGCUGAAUUCAGCAAAAUAUUUACAGAAAAACUUUAUAAGCAAGAAGAAGUUAAAACUUUUCGACGUUAAAUCCUAAAGUAGAAAAAAACCCAUGUGGAAGCAACAUGAUUAAAAUGUUGUAUAGUUAGCACUUUGUUUAACACAACAUCGUUUACAUAUUUAAUCCUUGUGUAUGUGUACUCUUCUAUACAAAGUAUAAUCGUUUUUGUUUACAACGCUGCACGUUUUAAUUCUUUGUAAGACGUUAAUUUAUUCAUGAAACGUUUUGUUGUUGUUUUUUGCCCUGAAACAUUAUUUAGGCUACACUUUUGUACAUAUACGUGUUUCGUGUGUCGUUGAUUUGUUAGAGGCUUUGUUCGAGAUUUUAUUGACAUUUUCUCAAGAUACAGCUGGCCUGUUUAUCUUAGGCCAGUAUUUUUUUAUUAUUUGGUUUACGAACCCGCCGACGUAAAUUUUGCUCAAAUAAUAAAAAAAGUCGUAUUUUUCACUUUUAUUUUUUUGCCGCUGACUUCCACAUAUAGCUCUAAAGAAAGAAAAAGUUACCAUUCUAGUCUAUUGUGGCGCAUUUCGUAAGGUAACAGUGAGAGAGAGAAAAAAAUCAACCCUACUAAUACACCCCAAACAGGUUGUAGUUGUUGUUUGUUUGGGGUUUUUUUUUUUUUGGGGGGGGGGGGGGGGGUUCCUUCUUCCUACCUUUGUGCACAAAAGUUCUUGUUCGUAAACCUAUAAAUUAAAAAAUACUGGCCUUAUGGUAGUUAACUGCUUAAAGUUGUAAUCACAGAUUUGCAUAAUAACGAAACAUAUUUAUUCAUUGUUCUUGUGAAAUGUGAAUGUUUUAUUCUGAUGCUCACAAAAUGUUACAUCCAGAUAAUUUCAUUUACUACUAUUUAUAAAUUUGUAUUAUUGGAGAUUCUAAUAAAGGUGAUCUGAUAGGUUGACAAGUUACGUCACAGUUUGAAUUUAAAUGGUAUAUCCAUAUUGACAAAAAAUGCUACUAUUGUAAUGAUACGUGAUAAGUACUUUCUGCAAUCUGAUUAAAAUUAGCUCUACUGGGUCUACCAAUAGAUCUAACAGCAUUGCGUGCACUCCCAUGUCCAGGUGACAUUUCAUCUAUAAAUAACAAUUUAAAUAUCGACCAAUUACACUUCGCCUUUUAUAGCGUUAUUCGGGAGCAUAAAAAUUCUAAAAAUAUCUGGCGAGACUACUUGUGUGUAUUUAUCCAAUAGGCAAACUUAUUGGUCAGUUUCAACAUUGAAAAAAAAGGGGGAAAAGUGCAGUAAUAAACUCUGGAUUGUAUACUAAUAUAAACAGAUUUUAUGGCUAUACAGCACGGUGUUAUAGGACUUAUUUAAGACCAUAAAGCACAUAUAAAGCUGACUGUCCUGGGUUCGGUUUGUUUUCAUGAAAGUAGAUUCCUGUCGAGUGGAACUACCAAGGACUACUCUAUUCCAAAUGGCCACAUACACGAGAGAGUGUGAGUUGGAAUCCGUCUAAACGCUCAGUUAUUGGUGGUUAUUUUGUGUUAGAUUUAACUAUUACACUGGUUUUAAUGUGUUAUUAUUAUCAUUUUAUUAUUAGUGGUGAGUAUCUGGAACAGCCCUGUAAGUUCAAUUACAAACAAUAUUCAUAUAAACCGAUAAUGUAUACGGUCUGUUUCCGGUUUAUAAGAUGCUGUUAUCAAUGAAAUCAUUCAGAUUGUCGAGUAAUCAUAAUGCAGCAACAACAAAGUAAACAAACAAACAAAACAGUAGAACAGAAACGUUUUGGUAGACUUCUUUGUUUGAAUUUUUGUUUAAACUGACAUAAGCAUUUAUAUGUAUAUAUGUCUUCCGUUUGUUUGGUUUUGCAACCUUUUUGUCAUAAUUGGGAUUAAACUGAAAACGUUUUUUUUUUUAACAAUAACAAAAUUACUAUGUUUGUUUAUAAUUGAAAUAAAGUUCUAACAACUGUAUUAAAAAA
Molecule: messenger RNA, 6651 nt
Organism: Gigantopelta aegis
Lineage: Eukaryota; Metazoa; Mollusca; Gastropoda; Neomphalida; Peltospiridae
Exons: 10
Coding region: 243-4151 (1302 amino acids)
Molecular function (GO): protein binding
Source: RefSeq, a predicted model, not a curated record